This is a messenger RNA of Lycium ferocissimum, 1428 nucleotides long. RefSeq lists its product as uncharacterized. Gene Ontology annotation, biological process: rRNA methylation. Lineage: Eukaryota; Viridiplantae; Streptophyta; Magnoliopsida; Solanales; Solanaceae. Bases 58 to 1050 code for a protein of 330 amino acids. Gene Ontology annotation, molecular function: S-adenosylmethionine-dependent methyltransferase activity. The record is from RefSeq and is a predicted model, not a curated record. The transcript has 10 exons.
UCACUUGAACAAACAGAGGGUUAGUGAUAAUUGAGAGUGCAAUUGGGGGUUGCAGAAAUGGCAGUUUCAUCAUCACAUACUGCUUUUUCUUUUCACUCAUCUCUUGGUUCUAAGACCAGUUUAAAUCCUUGUCUCGUUGGAUAUCCUUUCACAGCAACCAAUCGUCGCCGUCCAUUCAUUAUCACCUUCUCUUCCAAAUCAAAGAAUGAACUCUCAAUUGAUAAGAAAAGACAAUUACUUGAACAAUACGGUCUUAAUCCUGAUGACUUCUUAUCUGACCCAUCUCCAAAGACAAAGAAGAAGAGAGAACAAUCCGAGAGUGGAAGCGGAAAACGGGUCCUUCUAGAAGAACCUAAAGCUCCACGCGAGACACAUAAAUUGCUUCAGGUUGUUGGGGGGACGGCUCGAAGGAAGAAAUUGCUCUCACCAAAGAGCAUGGAUGUGCGUCCCAUGAUGGAAGUUGUAAAAGCUGCUGCAUUUGGUAUUUUGCAAGCGGCAGGUGGUUGCCCUGCAUCUUUGCGGCCUGGCCGUUGGUUGGACCUGUAUAGUGGGACAGGAUCAGUUGGUAUAGAAGCCAUUAGCCGAGGGUGUUCUGAGGUACAUUUUGUUGAGAUGGACCCUUGGGUUGUCUCAGAUGUUCUCCAGCCAAAUUUAGAAUGGACUGGUUUCCUUGAUGUCUCAGUCAUACAUACUGUCCGCGUUGAAAGCUUUUUGGAGCGGGCAGAACAUUUUCUUGGUGAAGAUGGGAGCUUUGAUUAUAUUAGUGUUACGCCACCAUAUGAGGCAGUUGAUUACAGUAUAUUAAUGGAUCAAAUUUCAAAAUCAUCAAUAGUGGGAGAGAAUACAUUUAUAGUGGUGGAAUACCCCUUGAGAACUGACAUGCUAGAUUCAUGCGGAUGCCUUGUUAAGAUAUCUGAUCGGCGGUUUGGUCGAACUCAUUUGGCAAUAUAUGGACCAAAGUGGGCACAGAAGAAAAAAUAUGUAGAGAAGACAAAGAAAAGGCAAGAAAAGCUGGAUUUGUUAAGGGAAGUGGAGAGUUCGGUAUCUUAAGUUUAGUUACUGCGAAUUGCAUAACACAUCUUAUAGUCAAGAGAGGGUGUCAAAUGUUGUCAGACAGUUGAUUGCCCCAGUUCUGACCAUUUAUUCCGAUGGUCAAUUUCUUCUUGGGACAUUCCACAUCCCUGGCUCCCCGAUUGGUAUGCCGUACUUGAUUCUCUCAUAAUGAGCAGCCAUUUGUAAGAAGGCAUCACGAGUUUUCUGCAGGAUUUUGCUAGUAAAUGUAGAUAUAUAUUAGUAUCCCAUUUUACACAUAAUGGACUUUUAAGUUGUCGUUUAUAUGCCAUCCCUUGCGUAUCCUUGCCUUGACUUGACUGACAUGUCUUACAUUAUUAUGCUAAUGGAGAACACCAAAGUUUUUUUUUUUUUUUU